AUGAGUGAUUCAAUAACUGAGUCAAAUUCUUUUGAAAGAAAUGCUAAUGCUGUAGUUUUAGAUCAUAAAUAUUUUCUUGUUCGUUUAAUUUACAAGGGCAGAAGUCAUAACUUGUAUUUAGGUAAUUAGGUAAAUCUAAUAGGAAGUGUAGCUUUAAAUAAGGAUGAUCCGAAUACCUACUAUUUAGUAGAAAUGAAAAGGUAUUAAGAAUUACUAUAUAAAAUAGUUAGGAGUAAUACAAUUCCUUUGUUUGUGAUGAAAGAAUCAUUAAAAAAAUGCAUGAAUGUAAUAAUUAUAUUAAUUGAGUUUAGUAUAAAUCAUUCCAAAGACAAUACAAUCAGGAAUAUAUAAAUAUAAGAAUAUGGAAUAUCGAUAUAAUAUAAAGGAAAGAUGUGGACCUUCUCUUAAACUAUGUUUUCAACAUCAAAAUCGAAAAUUUUCUGAUUAAGUUUUUGCUACUUUAGCAAUAGAAGCGGUAAUACUGAGAAUAUAUUUUUAGAUAUCUGUGUUAGAGAAAAUGCAUUCAGCAUCAAUAGUUCAUUGUUAUUUAAAGCCUAAGAAAUUUGUAACAUUACAAAGAGGAGUUCAAUUAUAUUUAACUGACCUGAAGUUUGCCUAAAAAUAUAAAUUGAGACAAUUAUUAAACUAGAAUACUAAAAACAAAUUUCAAUAUGCUUUAGCAUUAAAUAAAUAUUCAAGUUUAAAUUUGCAUCUAGGGAUAAGUAAAGCAAUAAGUUAAAUAAAGAACCUUGUCCUAGAGAUGAUCUUGAAUCGUUGGCAUAUAUUCUGAUAAACUUUUAUAUAGGAGGUCGAUUAUUUAAAACAAAGCAGAAGAAAACAAAAAGUGAUAAAAUUAAAGAAGUUGAAUUAUAAAAAAUGAAUCUGAUAAUUGAGAAAGCAUUUCCAUCAUUACCAAAAGAAAUUAUAUAAUUUUAUUAUCAUGUGAAAUUGUCAAAUAUUGAUUAAUACAAAAUUAUCAAUUAUGAUGAACUUAAAUCAUACUUUUAUAAAAUGAUGUAGAAAAACAAUAAUACAAUAAACAUAAAAUCUUAUCCAUGGGUAAUACUAUUUAAAUAUCAAUAUGAAGAAUCAAGAGUUAAUUGAACAUUCAAAAUAGAGUUCUGCUAGUAGUUUAUCUUCAGUAGUCGAAGAUGAUGAAAAUGAAUCCGAUGAUUCACUAAUUGAAGAAUAGUCAAUCCUAAGUGUUAUUGAGCAAUUGAAACAAAUUACUAAAACUAAAAAACUACUUUCUGAAUUGGAUAAUUGA
Paramecium pentaurelia is the source of this 1267-nucleotide messenger RNA. Lineage: Eukaryota; Ciliophora; Oligohymenophorea; Peniculida; Parameciidae. The record is from the annotation of a GenBank genome assembly.